CGGGCGGGUCCCGAGGAGCCGGGAGUUGCGGCGGGGGAAAGAAGGCACCCUCGUUUGCUGGCUUCCGGGCUGGAUGGUGGGCGAUGGCGGCCGAGCGGGGGCUGCCGGGGCUGGAGGCCCAGAGGCGGCAGGUCGAGGGGGAAGGCCCCGCCCAGCCGGGCCUGGAGCGGCCCCUCCGAGCCGGGGAGAAGUGGUAUUUAUUGGAAAACCACUGGUACAAACAAUGGAAAGCCUAUGUGGAAUCUGGAAACCAGAACUCCAGCUCUUUCCCUGGACGGAUCAACAACGCUGAGCUCUUUGAAGAUUUAGAGUCGUACCGUCUGAAGGAUAGGCUGGUGGAGCAUGAGGAAUAUGUUCUGGUGCCGGAAGAGGUCUGGAACAAGCUGGUGAGCUGGUAUGGAACUGAGCAUGACCAGCCAGCCAUUGAACGCAAGGUGGUCGACCUUCCAAGCAUGCAGAAAGUGGAGGUGUACCUGGUGGAGCUUUACCUCUGCCAGCAUAAUGACAUGGACAACUUUGUGAUAUCCCAGUUUAGCCGCAUGGAUGUUAUUGACACAGUACUUAAGGAAGCACGGCGCCAGUUUUGCAUCCCGGCUGAAGAUGAGACAAGGCUCUGGGUGAAAAACUCAGACGGUUCCUGUGAGAGGCUCCGGAACUUGCAGACGACGGUGCUGGAUGCCUGUCUCAGCUCAGGGCAGGUGGUGAUAAUGGAAACCAGGAGUAAAGAUGGCACUUGGCCCAGCUCAAGACCACAUAUCAUGAAGAACUCCAUUGAGGAGGAAGAACUGUAUCGAGGACAGCCGGGAGUCUGUGGCCUUACCAACCUAGGCAACACCUGCUUCAUGAAUUCUGCUUUACAGUGUCUAAGCAACGUGCCCCCUCUUACUGAGUACUUCCUUAACAAUUGCUACCUGGAUGAGCUCAACUUCAGCAACCCCCUGGGCAUGAAGGGCGAAAUUGCUGAGGCUUAUGCUGACCUUAUAAAGCAGCAGUGGUCAGGCCACCACCGCUCCAUCGUGCCCCGGAUGUUCAAGACCAAAGUGGGCCACUUUGCCUCCCAAUUCCUUGGGUACCAGCAGCACGAUUCCCAAGAACUUCUCUCAUUCUUGCUUGAUGGGUUGCAUGAGGACCUCAAUCGUAUCAAGAAGAAAGAGUAUAUAGAGCUGAAGGAUGCAGCAGGGCGACCAGAUGAAGAAGUAGCGGAGGAAGCGUGGCGCAACCACAAGCGUCGCAACAACUCCAUCAUUGUCGACAUCUUCCAUGGGCUCUUCAAGUCGACACUGGUCUGCCCUGAAUGUGGCAAGGUGUCUGUGACCUUUGACCCUUUCUGCUACCUCAGUGCCCCCCUCCCCGUCAGCAAAGACCGUGUGAUGGAAGUCUUCUUUGUGUCCAUGGACCCCUCCAAGAAACCAGAGCAGCACAGAUUAAUUGUCCCUAAAGCUGGGAAGGUGCUUGAUCUUUGUCUUGCCCUGUCCAAGCACACGGAGGUGCCUGCCGAACGGAUGAUGGUGGCUGAUGUGUUCAGUCACCGCUUCUACAAGAUCUAUCAGAUGGAAGAAUCCCUCAGCUGCAUCUUGGACCGGGAUGACAUCUUCAUAUAUGAAGUGUCUGUGUCCCUCCUGGAGGACCCCUCCACCGCUGAUGCCGUGGUGCUGCCUGUAUACCUUCGAGAGCAUGCCCAAGGCCGGGACUACAGCGACACCUAUUAUGGGGUUGUGCUCUUUGGUCACCCACUCCUGGUAUCUGUGCCAAGGGACCAGCUCUCCUGGGAGGCGAUCUACCAGCUCCUGCUUCAUCGUCUCUCCCGGUAUGUGACACAGCCGGACUCUGAAGAAGAGGAGGAUCAGAGUGAGGAAGAUGAGGAGGUAGCUGAGGAAGAUCUCUAUAAUAAGAGGCCCAAUGGCUUGAGUGAAGGGGAGGAUGAAGAAGAGGAGGAGGAAGAAGAAGAGGAGGAGGAGGAAGAAGAAGAGGAGGAGGAGGAGGAGGAGGAGGAAACAGCAGCAGAAGGCUCCAACAGCCAGGAAUCUAGUUUGGAAGCCAAGGAAAAUGCACUGGACACACCUGUGAGGGAGGAAGGGGCUGGAGUAGAGGGGAAACCCAGCCCCAAACCUUCUCCCCAUCGACACUCUCACUCGCCCCAGACACCAUCUUCCAGCCCCAGCCCUCCAACAGCUAACCAGGCUAAACGCAAAUGUCGCUUGCCGCAAAAGCGACAGAAGUUGCUCUUCACCCUCCAUCACGUCAAUUCGAACGGUACCAGCGAUCGAAUGGCUAGCCAAGAUGAGGGCAGCAGUCUUUCCUUUAAUUCCCAACCCUACCUUGCAAUGGAUUGGGAUUCUGACAUGAAGAAGCGCUACUACAAUGAAGCUGAGGCUGAGGGCUACGUCAAGCAUGAUUGCAUGGGCUACAUGCUAAAGAAGAACCCAGUUAAGCUGCAGGAGUGCAUUGAACUGUUCACCACUGUGGAGACUCUGGAGGAGGAGAACCCCUGGUAUUGCCCUACUUGCAAGAAGCACCAGCUGGCUACCAAGAAGCUGGACUUAUGGUCGCUGCCAGAGAUCCUGAUUAUUCACCUCAAGCGCUUCUCCUACACCAAAUUCUCCAGGGAAAAGCUCGACACCCUUGUGGAGUUCCCCAUUCAGGACCUCAAUUUUUCUGAUUUCAUCAUCAAGCCGCAGAAAGACAAUGACGCCUCGCUAUACAAAUAUGACCUCAUUGCUGUAUCCAACCACUAUGGCGGCCUGAGAGAUGGCCACUACACAACGUUUGCACGGAACAAGGACAGUGGGACGUGGUUCUACUUCGAUGACAGUAGCGUCUCUGCAGUUUCGAAGAGCCAAAUUGAGUCCAAAGCUGCCUAUGUCUUGUUCUAUCAGCGCCAGGACAAAAUCCGCCACCCGGUUCCCCCCGGUGCUGCUGUGGCUACAAGCACUGCUGUUGGCCCAGACCGAGAGGAUUACGGGGCCUGCUGCAACCCUCAUCCCAGCGAGCAAGACAGUCGGGACUUUAUGGACGUAGACUGACCGUUGCCCUGCCUGCCGCCCUCCUUUGGGAAGAGGAGUGGGAGUAAAAGAGCCAUGUUGGAGCUUAUCCAGUGGCAGCAGCUGGAAGGCAGCAGCUCUAGGAAUAGCAGUUCUAAGAGCAGGGACAUGGGACUGGAGAGGCAUGACUGCCCCCCAGUUGCCUUCCUGUGCCCUUUGCUUUGCACACAGCUUCCCCACCCUGAAGGGAAAGGCUUGUUCCUGCCCCCUCACCCCACCAAACACACACAUACUUUACAGGGCCAGUGUCUUUGCACCAGCGUUUUAUAAAAUGUAAGGGGAGGACCUCUUUCCUCUCCAACCUCUGCUUUUCCAUUUUAAAAGUGGGGAGCUUUUCUCAGGGCCUGACUGCCUCUCCCCCCAGCAUUUCCAUGAGCGCUGCACUGUGCUGCCCAUCGUCCCUAUAGCACUAGGUCCUCCUCCUCACGUUACACUUUGGCAUCAGGGGAGCGGCCUGUGACUCAGUGUCCUUGUCCGCAGUUAGUGGUUGCUGGCUCUGGGAGGAUUUCUGUCAUCUGCAGUCCAUUGGGACACUUCCCCUUGCAUCCUGCCAUGUGUCCUUCUUUCGGGCACAAAAAGUAGCCCCUUGUGUUCUUAUCCACCCCACUUAACCUCCCAAGUGCCUCCAUUUAUUCCUCUGUCUACCAACUUAGAGCAAUAAAUCCCAAGCUGCUCUGCACCCACUUCCUUUUUGUACUGCCAGCAGCCUCUAGGCUUCCUUUUCCUAGUGUUCCCUGGUUCUGAAGUUUGUGAUCCAUGUUGCUUCCAGACUUUGCUUCCGAGUCUUUCUGGGAGAAUGGAGCAGCUCUCGGACCGUACGGUCUGCCAUGAACUACACUGUCGAAGAGAGUGGAGGAGGAAUUGAAUUGCCAUCCAUCACAAGUGACUCUGGAGAUUCUCUCUCUUCAGUAACUGACCCAGUUUUGAGGCCUGGGAUUUUACAGGCCAACACUUAGCCCAGGGAAGUAUUUGACUUUUUUGCCCCUUCUGCCCUUCCCCACGCUGAAUGUCACUGCUGCUUCCAGGCUCAGGGAUUGCGCUAGUUUGUAAAUAGGUGUCUGCGUGCAAUGCGAGGCAGGGCUGGACAUCAACUGAGGCAUUGUUGGCCAGGCAGGGGACACUCAACUGCCUGCAGAAAGCACAUAAGUGUAUUUUCUUAAAAAGAGUUUUGGAAGAAGAUUCCUUCACUUGACUUGUUUUUUUUCUUUUGAAUUUUUUUUCGCAGAAGAAAAUAUUUUUGGCAUGUGGCAAAACUUGUAUAUAAAAGUAACUUCUUUUGAAUGGUA
Messenger RNA from Anolis carolinensis (green anole), 4327 nucleotides. RefSeq names its product ubiquitin specific peptidase 11 (gene usp11). The transcript is spliced from 21 exons. The record is from RefSeq and is a predicted model, not a curated record. The coding region runs from base 84 to 3023 and encodes 979 amino acids. Gene Ontology annotation, biological process: protein deubiquitination. Lineage: Eukaryota; Metazoa; Chordata; Lepidosauria; Squamata; Anolidae. Gene Ontology annotation, molecular function: cysteine-type deubiquitinase activity. Gene Ontology annotation, cellular component: nucleus.